AUGAGUGAACCGACCAAAGAGACUAUUGAAGCUGAGAAGCAAAAGGUUAUCCGCUCUUUGGAAGAGGAUGAUGAGUUUGAAGACUUCCAAGCUGAGGAUUGGCAAGAUGCUCAAGCAAUGGGCGCCGAAUCAGAACACGCUCUCUGGGUAGAGGACUGGGAUGACAACGAUGUGGAUGAUAACUUCAGCAAAGAGUUGAAACAAGAAUUGGCCAAAGUGGCGGCUUCAAAGUAA
This is a messenger RNA of Williopsis jadinii, 234 nucleotides long. It is a transcript of the gene SEM1, whose product is annotated as proteasome regulatory particle lid subunit SEM1. The coding region runs from base 1 to 234 and encodes 77 amino acids. The record is from RefSeq and is a predicted model, not a curated record. NCBI's taxonomy places the organism in Eukaryota, Fungi, Ascomycota, Saccharomycetes, Phaffomycetales, Wickerhamomycetaceae. Gene Ontology annotation, cellular component: proteasome regulatory particle, lid subcomplex; proteasome complex. The transcript is spliced from 2 exons. Gene Ontology annotation, biological process: mRNA export from nucleus; double-strand break repair via homologous recombination; proteasome assembly.